This is a messenger RNA of Emiliania huxleyi CCMP1516, 1119 nucleotides long. Its product is annotated as putative ATP-dependent protease Clp, ATPase subunit. The coding region runs from base 1 to 1119 and encodes 372 amino acids. NCBI's taxonomy places the organism in Eukaryota, Haptophyta, Isochrysidales, Noelaerhabdaceae. Gene Ontology annotation, biological process: proteolysis; protein catabolic process. Gene Ontology annotation, molecular function: ATP binding; ATP hydrolysis activity. The record is from RefSeq and is a predicted model, not a curated record. The transcript is spliced from 6 exons. Gene Ontology annotation, cellular component: mitochondrial matrix.
AUGCGCUCCUAUCGAAUGACCAAGCUCGGGGCGGCCGCUGGAGCCGCCCGGCCGCUUCCCCUGAAGCAGCUCCGCGCUCCUGCCGCACGCGCGGUGCAAAGAGGCUCUCCGCCGUGCUUGUGCGGCCAAGCGGAGCUGGACAAGUACGUCAUCGGGCAAGACGACGUCAAGCGCGCGCUCGCCGUAGCCAUGUACAACCACUACAAGCGAGGGUUGGCGGCGGAGUGGGAGGGGGCGGAGCCGCUGGUCGGCCUCGAGCGCGGCGAGGGCGAGGGGCUCGAGAUGGACAAGUCCAACAUCAUGCUCGUUGGGCCGACUGGGUCGGGCAAGACGCUGCUCGCACGGACGCUGGCGCGGCUGGUCGACGUCCCCUUCACCAUCGCCGACGCGACCAGCCUCACCCAGGCGGGGUACGUCGGGGAGGACGUCGAGUCGGUGCUGCACAAGCUGUACGUCGCCAGCGGGCAGAACGUGGAGGCGACGCAGCUCGGCAUCGUGUACCUCGACGAGGUGGACAAGGUGGCGCGCAAGGCGGACGCCAUCGCGAUGACGCGCGACGUGAGCGGCGAGGGCGUGCAGCAGGCCCUGCUCAAAAUGCUCGAGGGCUCUGUCGUCAACGUGCCGGAGAAGGGCGGCCGCAAGAACCCUCGCGGCGAGUACGUGGCCAUCGACACGUCCAACAUCCUCUUUAUCUGCGGCGGCGCCUUCUCGGGCAUGCAGGCGGUCGUCGAGGAGCGGAUGCGCACAAAGGACCUGAUCGCGUACGGCUUCCUGCCCGAGUUUGUGGGCCGCUUCCCUGUGACGACGCAGCUGCACGAGCUCACCGAGGCGCAGAUGGUGGAGGUGAUGUCGCGGCCUCGCAACGCGCUGCUCAAGCAGUACUCGGCGCUGUUCGCCGCGGACCAGGCCGUGCUCCUCGACUCGAUGUUCGAGCUGCCGGGGUGGAGGACCGCCGGCGUCCACCACGCCGUCCUGACGGCGGCCACCGUCGAGCAGGGCGCGUCGCUCGACUUGUGGCCGCUCGCCGCGCGGAGAAAGGUCGAGGCGGACGCGGCGAAGAGCGAGGUCGGUGGCUCUACGGACGAAGAGGCGGCCGUCUCCGCCGUCGGCGGUCUCUGA